Seminavis robusta is the source of this 1783-nucleotide messenger RNA. Lineage: Eukaryota; Bacillariophyta; Bacillariophyceae; Naviculales; Naviculaceae. The record is from the annotation of a GenBank genome assembly.
UCGCUCUGAUUAGCAUCUCUGAUGGCUUACUUCUCAUGAGGUCGACCAACCAUCAACCAAAGGAGUACUAGUACUUCCGAGGUGGGUCCAUGGGAUCCUCGUCUCCUUUCCCCAGUCACCGUUGCCGAUGAAUCUGAGGCUGUCUUGUCUAUUGGUGUCGUUGGUUUUACGAUAUAUAGAUGGAUUCUCCCUCUUGAAAACUGGCACGUCUCACACGACAGUAAACCCCCUUCCAUCCGACAUAAGCACUGUUUUUGUUGGUGGUCUCAAAAAACCAUUGAAUCAGGAAGCAUUGCGUCAAAGCUUGGAGAGGGACUAUGGAAAAGUGUCCCAGAUAACGGUGGUAAAAGAGGAUUCCUCAAACCCGUACGCUUUUGUUACCUUUGAUCGCUGCGAAGACGCUCAAACCGCCAUUGAACACCGCACGAACACCCCAUUGUUGUAUCAAAACAUCAAACCUUCCACCGGCAACAAUAAUCAUGAUGAUGGAACGGAAAACUCCAAGCUUCAAAAGAAACUUGGCCCAGGUGGAGUGGAGAAGGCUCGUGAAUUUGAGCGCCGUCUAGCCUUGGCACGUUCGACGACGGUUGUACUACAAGUUCACCGAUCACACGACGAGAGAAUUUGUGAGUUCCUUGCAGAUACGGGCGGUCCUGACACUGCAGCAUUGCCUCCCAGUGUUGCUCCUACGAAUCUAUCAGUCCAAAUAGUCCGCGAUCCAUCCUCUGCUGUGUCACUUUUGCUGCUGGAGGGCAUAUCCAUCCAUCAAAUUGUGGAUUGGCUCGAUUACAAGCUGUCGUUUCCCCUGACAGGCCUGAAUAAGGUAUACUCGGUGGACCCCGAUUGCGUCCUAAGUGGUGGGGUCUCGGAUAUCCUCCAGCAUUGGACAAACAUAGUCCUCAAUCUGGUAAACGCGAGCGACCAGGACACUGACGACAAAGAGCCCAUCUUGCGCAUGGAAGUUUUCCCUCCGACACUACAGACCGAAGUUUUAGCCGAGCUCCAAAGAGAUGCUGCUCGAAACGCCAAAAAGUACAGCUCUUUGUGCUCCAGGUUGUCACCAACACAAUAUACGCAUUCUCUAACAGCUGUGCAGCUGUGGAGCCGUGAUGAUUGCGUCGACGGACGGGGUGGACUUUAUUUGACAGGGUUGUCCGAAAAGAGUGAUUCUAGAACGGACCAACAACGGAAACGUGACAGUGGCAAUCCCAUGCAAGCAGUUGACCAUGAAAUCUGCAGAGCCUAUUACAAGUUGCAAGAAGCUUUCUAUCGAUAUAGCCGCAAGUAUUUGCUCCCAACAGGCAGCGGGAAGAUUGCAAUUGACUGCGGUGCAGCACCUGGAGGAUGGACACAGUACUUGUUGGACAACGAUUCCCACUCCACUUUGUCCUGCUCCAAAAUCUACAGCAUUGAUCCAGGGAGGCUGGAUCCUAGUCUUCUCUCACAUCCAGCAGUGAGGCACUUACCCAUUAAAGUGGAAGACGCGCUCUCAUUGAUGGAGUUGCCUCGUAGUGGCGUUGACAUUUGGGUUUCAGACAUGUGCUUGCAUCAGAUCGAACAUCAAGUGGACAUCCUACUGGACGCCAUUGAUCUUGGAGUCGUUCGGUCCGAUACAUUUUUCGUCAUUACGCUGAAAUGCAACAAGGGCCAUUCAAAGUCGUCAUUUGAUCGGCAAGUUGCCGAGCAAAUAUUACGCCUCAAAAGCUGUACCAGAGACUUGCUAGUAAUACACCUCUUGUCCAAUCGUAGCGGAGAACGUACAGUGAUGGGAUAUGUCGGUUAA